Messenger RNA from Didymodactylos carnosus, 741 nucleotides. The record is from the annotation of a GenBank genome assembly. Lineage: Eukaryota; Metazoa; Rotifera; Eurotatoria; Philodinida; Philodinidae.
AUGCCGAAUGAUAGCUGCUGUCAAGAUCUGUUCAAUGGUGUUUCUAUCAGAGUAAAUCCAUGUUGCCUCUUUCGCAGAGCAUCUGAAUUAGACAAUCUACGAGAAGAUGUUAAAUAUGGUCGUACACCGAUACAUGGUGUUAAUUUGGGUGGAUGGUUAGUCGCCGAAGCAUGGAUGACAAAAGGAAGUCCAAUAUGGGAGGGAGUACCUGACAAUAUUGCUAACAAAGGAGAAUUUCAAACAAUGCAACAUCUUGGUCACACGAAGGGUGAUGCUCGGUUUCGAAAACAUCGUGAUACUUUCAUCACAGAAGAUGAUUUUCGUGACAUAGCACAAGCGAAGCUGAAUGCUGUAAGAAUUCCAGUUGGAUAUUGGAUCACGAAGAGGGAUACGUCUGGUGGUGGAGAUCCAAAUGCUUAUAAAAUGUUUGCUCCAGGAGCCCUCGAUUAUUUGGAUAAAGCUAUCAAACAAUGGGCACCGAAAUACAAUCUGCUUGUUCUGAUCAGUAUGCAUGCCGCCAAGGGUAGUCAGAACGGUCAAGAUCAUAGUUCACCGUCGAGUCCUGGUAAUACAUAUUGGUCGAAUUAUCCAGAGAAUGUUCAAAAUACGUUGGAUAACGUCGAAUUUCUUGCUAGACGAUAUAAUAAUGAUGCGUCUUUUCUCGGCAUUAGUCUGUUGAAUGAGCCGUCAGAUCGCUAUAUGAUGAAAGAAAGACUGGGGACAAAUGCGCCUCGACCGUGA